GUAGCUAAAUACGUAAGGGUCCCCUUUACUAAAACUAACCUAAUCCCUAUCCCGUUAACUUAUAAUACUACUAACUUAACGAUCGAGCACGACUACCUAACCGUAUUCGAACUCGGUAAUUCCGUCGCUGUUUUCGGGGCGGGUCCCGUUAGGCUACUAUUUACUUAUUUAGCUAUUUUACGUAGAGUAUCUAAGGUCUACGUCGUUAAAUAUAUAAAACAAUACCUUACUCUCACCGCUUUUAUUAGCGCUAUCCCGAUUAACUUUAUUAAUAAAGACCUUAUUACCUAA
Molecule: messenger RNA, 291 nt
Organism: Colletotrichum lupini
Lineage: Eukaryota; Fungi; Ascomycota; Sordariomycetes; Glomerellales; Glomerellaceae
Product: alcohol dehydrogenase GroES-like domain-containing protein
Exons: 2
Source: RefSeq, a predicted model, not a curated record